AUGUUAUAAAAGCAAAACAAUUAACAAAAUGGGGUCUAAAACUAAAUCUAAAAUGGCAACAGCAUUUAAUUUAUUCGUAAUUGUUAAAUAUUAUCAGCAGCUGUAAAUCCCAUUUUAAUGAGUGAAUCAGAUAUAAAAAAUAGUUAAUUAUUGGGAUAAUCCUUCAAUUAAAUUAGAUAAAGUGGAACCAAACUUUUUUAAUUAAAUUCAAACAAUAUUGAUUAUUAGGCUCAGGAUAAGUGUAAAGUACUUAAAAAUUUUAUAUAGUUAUCUGAUAAUAAAAACUAGUGGAACUAGUCCAACCCUUAAAUCUCCAUCAAAUAAAAUAAUUCAAAUUAGUUGUAGCAAAAUAAUAUGGCACAAAAAUAUAACUCACAUAAUGUUUAACAAUAUUGUUAACCACCAAUUUAAGAAUUUUAAAGACUGAAAAGUGCAGUUUCAUAACAUUAUCAAGAUUAUGUACCUAUAAUGAAUGAAUAAUAAUAUAAUCAAUAUCCUAAACCAAUUACAUAACCAAGCCCAUAACCAAAUCACUUAAACAAAAAAAUUAAAAUCAUCAAUGGAGUUAAUAAUAUAAACCCAUAAUUGAUAGAAAUAGAUAAUAGUAUUAAUUUUUAAUUAAAUAAAAAUGCAAAUAUAAAUAAUUAUGAGGCAAGUAUGAAUACUUCUAAAAGUGUAAUAGAAGAGAAUUUAUUCUAAAGGUAAUUACCUACUCAAAAGUAAAAAACAGAUAAUUUAAUUCCUCAAAUAGACCACUCAUUAUUUUAGCGUAGUUAUGGUUAAAAGAAAUAAAUAACUUCACAGCCUAUGGAAAAUACUCUUAAUCUACAGAAUGAUACAUUAUUUAAAACAAAAGUAAUGAAUUGUUAAAAUUGCAGAAUGUUCAUAAACAAUAUGUCGAUUGGACUCAAUUGCUAACAUUUUUACCACAAAGAAUGCUAUUAGGAGAUAAUCAAUCAGUAAAUAAAGGCAGGGAAAGGUGUUUUGUUUUGCAUAUGCAAUCAAAAAAUUCCUCUAAGGCAACUAAAAUAAAAUUUGCCACAGCAAUUGAUUGAAAAAAUUUUUGAAAAUUAAAAUAAGAUAUUAUAAGAAAUUUUUAAUGAAAAAAUGAGAAAAUGA
Messenger RNA from Paramecium octaurelia, 1119 nucleotides. The record is from the annotation of a GenBank genome assembly. NCBI's taxonomy places the organism in Eukaryota, Ciliophora, Oligohymenophorea, Peniculida, Parameciidae.